This is a messenger RNA of Lathyrus sativus (Indian pea), 603 nucleotides long. The record is from the annotation of a GenBank genome assembly. Lineage: Eukaryota; Viridiplantae; Streptophyta; Magnoliopsida; Fabales; Fabaceae.
AUGGACUCCAAAUUUUCAUUCUAUCACUUGCUUUUUAGUGUUACUCUUAUUUCAAUUUUCAUAAACUCAUCUUCCCAAGACCAUUUGAAGACUUACAUAAUCUAUACAGAAUAUAUGAAAGAUGAAAUUUCAGUCGUGCUUCAUUACAAAUAUUUGAUGCAACAAGCUUCUGAUAGCCAAGAGCCAAAAUCUGUACUACACUCUUACAAACCCAACCUUGGCGGCUUUGUAGCAAAAUUAACGAAGGCAGAAGUGGAUAGAAUGGAAGGAUUGGAUGGAGUGGUGGCUAUCUUUCCGGUUAAAAAGAGAGCUCUCCUUACAACAAUAUCCUGGGAUUUUAUUGGUCUUCCAAUGAAAGUGAAAAGAAAGUCUUAUGAAUCCGACGUGAUCAUUGGAAUAAUAGAUUCUGGAAUUUGGCCAAAAUCUGAGAGUUUUAAUGAUAAAGGCUUUGGUCCACCACCAAGCAAAUGGAAGGGAGUUUGUCAAAGCAUUAAUUUCACAUGCAACAACAAGUUAAUUGGGGCUAGAUAUUAUGGUGAUAUCGACGAUAAAUUUAUGAACUCUCCCAUAGACUUUUACGGUCAUAGCAUCAACCGCUGCUGA